Aspergillus tanneri is the source of this 1851-nucleotide messenger RNA. It is a transcript of the gene ilv3, whose product is annotated as dihydroxy-acid dehydratase ILV3. Gene Ontology annotation, cellular component: mitochondrion. Bases 1 to 1851 code for a protein of 616 amino acids. NCBI's taxonomy places the organism in Eukaryota, Fungi, Ascomycota, Eurotiomycetes, Eurotiales, Aspergillaceae. The record is from RefSeq and is a predicted model, not a curated record. The transcript is spliced from 4 exons. Gene Ontology annotation, molecular function: dihydroxy-acid dehydratase activity. Gene Ontology annotation, biological process: branched-chain amino acid biosynthetic process.
AUGCUUCUUUUGCAAACCCGGGGUCGUGUGCCCUCCUCUCUGCGGAGUUUUCCCAAGCGGUCGUUGACGUUUGCCCGACCGCUUUCUACAACCCCUCAUAGACAAAAGGCAUCUGCCUCAGAGGAUGUCGAUGAAGGUCUAAACAAGGUCUCUCGCCAUAUCACUCAGCCCAUCUCCCAAGGUGCCUCACAAGCCAUGCUUUACGCUACUGGGCUGACGGAGGCCGAUAUGAAUAAAGCUCAAGUUGGUAUCUCGUCUGUCUGGUAUAAUGGCAACCCUUGCAACAUGCAUUUGCUUGACCUCAACAACCGUAUCCGCGAGGGCGUGCAGAAGGCUGGUUUGAUCGGCUAUCAGUUUAACACGGUCGGUGUCAGUGAUGGUAUCAGCAUGGGUACAAAGGGUAUGCGAUACUCUCUCCAAAGCCGAGAUCUGAUCGCCGACUCCAUCGAGACUGUGAUGGGAGGCCAAUGGUACGAUGCCAAUAUCAGUAUUCCUGGUUGCGACAAGAACAUGCCGGGUGUUCUGAUGGCGAUGGGUAGAGUAAAUCGACCUAGCUUGAUGGUUUACGGAGGCUCCAUCAAGCCCGGUUGUGCAGCCACACAAGACAAUGCCGACAUUGAUAUUGUCUCUGCUUUCCAAGCUUACGGACAGUUUAUCACCGGGGAAAUCACCGAACCCGAACGAUUCGAUAUUAUCCGACACGCCUGCCCCGGAAAGGGUGCGUGUGGAGGAAUGUACACUGCCAACACGAUGGCCACCGCUAUCGAAACCAUGGGUAUGACUUUGCCCGGUUCUUCUUCCUUCCCGGCCGACUCCAAGGCCAAGUACAUUGAAUGCCAGGCAGCUGGCGAGGCAAUCAAAAACUUGCUCAAGGAGGAUAUCCGCCCCAGGGACAUCAUGACCCGUCAAGCCUUUGAGGACGCCAUGAUCGUGGUCAAUAUCACGGGUGGUUCUACCAACGCCGUGCUGCACCUUAUUGCUAUCGCCGACUCGGUUGGUGUUAAGCUGGAUAUUGAGGACUUCCAGGCCGUAUCUGAUCGUACGCCAUUUCUGGCCGAUCUAAAGCCAUCUGGAAAGUACGUCAUGCAUGAUUUACACAAGAUUGGAGGCACUCCCUCUCUUCUCAAGUUCCUGAUCAAGGAAGGCGUUCUCAAGGGUUCUGGCAUGACGGUGACCGGAAAGACAAUGGCCCAGAACCUGGAGAAUGUGCCAGACUUCCCAGAGAACCAGAAGGUUAUCCGUCCUUUCUCCAAUCCGAUCAAGGAGACUGGUCACAUUCAGAUUCUCAGGGGUUCGCUGGCCCCUGGUGGAAGUGUUGGCAAGAUUACCGGCAAGGAGGGCACUUGCUUCACUGGUAAAGCACGUGUAUUCAACGACGAGGAUGACUUCAUUGCUGCCCUGGAGCGCAAUGAAAUCAAGAAGGAAGAGAAGACCGUUGUGGUCAUCCGCUAUACUGGGCCCAAGGGUGGUCCUGGCAUGCCCGAAAUGUUGAAGCCCUCCUCUGCUCUUAUGGGUGCUGGCCUUGGCAACUCGUGUGCCCUGAUCACUGAUGGACGUUUCUCUGGCGGUUCUCAUGGAUUCCUUAUUGGUCACAUUGUCCCUGAAGCUGCAGUUGGCGGACCUAUUGGUCUUGUCAAGGACGGUGAUGUUAUCACUAUCAAUGCCGAGAAGCGUGCCCUCGACCUCGAGGUUGACGAGGCCACACUUGCCGAAAGACGAAAGGAAUGGGAAGCCGACAGGGAUUCUGGAAAGCUCCCUCCCACUGGUCUGACUAUAAGAGGAACAUUGGGCAAGUACGCUAGACUGGUCAAGGAUGCCAGCCAUGGUUGUGUUACCGAUUCCUUAGACUAG